Molecule: messenger RNA, 1062 nt
Organism: Plenodomus lingam JN3
Lineage: Eukaryota; Fungi; Ascomycota; Dothideomycetes; Pleosporales; Leptosphaeriaceae
Source: RefSeq, a predicted model, not a curated record
AUGCCGUCGUCACUCUUCGCGCGACAAAACCCGCUCGACGAUGCGAGGAAUACAAUCUCCUCAUGGGACAACUGCAUGGCAAAGAGCUACUGCAAAUGGCCCGUCAUCGUCGCCAUCAUCGUCGCCUCCCUCAUCCUCAUCUCCGUCGUCACCUGCAUAGCCCGCUGUAUCUGCUGCGGCGCCGAAUGCGCAUGCUGCUGUUUCCGCUGCUGCUCGUGCUGCUGCGGCAGCGGCGGCCGCUCAAGUCAUAAGCGCAUCAAGAGCGAAGCAGCACCACCAUACCAUUCCGCCUCCUACCCAGCCCACUACGGUCAAGGAGGAGGCGGAGGCGGAAGCGCGCCUAUCCCUCCCAACAACCCCUACGCCCAAGCCCACGCCGUUGCGCCACGGCCCUCCAUCGACACCCGGCCCGUCAACCAGCAGUACCGCUCCAACGCGAUGCCGACGUACGGGCCCCCGGGCGGCCAUGCACCCGAGCGGCCGCAGUUUGCGACGUUUGAUAGUACGCGGGCGGUGGUGAAUGAGGAUUCUCUGCCGGCGAUGCCGACGUGGAAGGGUGGGCGGGAUGUGCAUGUCCAGGUGGAAGAGGCGGUGCCGGAGAAGAAGGGCGAUGUCGAGUUGAACCGGUUGGAUCGGAAUGGCAGUAUGGCGAGUGCCCGUCGUUCUGCCGCCGGUGGUGCUGCAGGUACAGGUGCGGCGAGGAAGAGCCCCGGGCCAGCAAGGUCACCUGUGAGUCCCAUGGCGGAUAGCUAUGGCUUUCCUCCACCUGGCUAUCAAAACUCACAGGAUGGAUACACGAGUGCGAAUGCGAGUGCGAAUGCGAAUGCGGUGCCCCCGCGCCGCAGCCCCGCGCCACAGCAUGCAAUGUAUGCGCCGCAGCAUCAGUAUUCAACAGCUGGAGACACAUACGGCCAUGUCUCACCAGGCAGCGGGAGAAACAAUGGCUACGGCCAACAACACCAACAAGCCAACCAGCAGGCAUAUGGCCGCCACCAUGCAGCCAGUCAACAACAAGGGUCAAUACGAUCAAUACUCUUCCCGGAAUCCACAAAAUCAUUAUAA